AUGAUAACGUGUCUCUUUUUCUUGUUUCUUCUUCUUCCAACUCUAACAUAUUCCAACUCCCAGCCUUGUUUAUCUUCUUCCUGUGGAAAAAUCACAAACAUAAGCCAUCCAUUCAGACUAAAACAAGACCCAGAACACUGUGGGAACAAGAGAUACGAGCUGGAUUGUGUGAACAACGUCACUGUGUUGAGUUUGUAUGAUGGUUACUAUUUAGUAGAAUCAAUCAAUUACAAGAAUUACACAAUCCGAGUUGUUGACCCUAACAUUCAACCCACCAAUUGCUCCUCUCUUCCUGGCUUCUUCUUAUCUCGAAACAACUUUACUAAUUUUGAUUCAAUGAACUGGCGCAUACCGAAGGAAAAUAAUUCAUACGCGUACGACUUAACUCGAUGGGGUUACAAGUCUAUAGAUUAUCCCGAUCCCCAUCCCGGUUACUAUAUAUAUGAUUUAUCAAGGCCUGUAAUUUUCAUGAAGUGUACAAGUCCACCUAGUAAGGUUGUGGAUGAGUAUUAUGUGGAUGGCACUUCAGGCUUGGAUCAACACACAUACGUUAUCGUUGGAGACCCACGCUUUGAAAUAUUGGAGCCUCAAUGCCGUGUUAAGUUUGUUACUUUCACAUCCUUCUGGGGAGGUUCAAUUAGAUCUACUGACAGCGUUAUAGCCAAUGUUUCAUAUAUUGAUGUUCACAAGGGGCUAAGAUAUGGAUUUGAAAUUUUCAAUUGUCCUUGUGAUGAGUGCUUCCUCAACGAUACUAUCAACGAGAUUGAGUGUUUCCAUGAUCCCACAGGUAAGGCCAGUUCGUACAUAAAUAAAUAUGAUCAGUUAAUUAAGGGUUGGGAUUCAAUGACUAGCACAAAUACAAGUGCACAUCUCUAA
This is a messenger RNA of Lathyrus sativus (Indian pea), 876 nucleotides long. The record is from the annotation of a GenBank genome assembly. NCBI's taxonomy places the organism in Eukaryota, Viridiplantae, Streptophyta, Magnoliopsida, Fabales, Fabaceae.